GAUAAGAUUGAGGAUGAACCCAACAAAAGAAGGAACUCAGGAUUCCACGUCAAAGAAGAUGAAUGGUAUGGAUCUGAACAUGUCAAUGGUGUUAUUAUUUCCGCGAUAGUUAUCGAGCAGGAAGCAGACAUGGAAAUCAACAAGGAACCAGAUCACGAGUCUAGAAUUGAAGAGGAUAAUAUUAAGGAUGAAAAGAAAAUGAUGCUAAUAAGUGUAAAGGAUGUGAGAAAAACCAACAGAAAUUUUGACGACGAAGUCAAAUGUAUGGGUCCAGAAACAAGUAACUCGAAUCUGCCCAUAAAGAUAAUGGAUGAAAAUGUCACAAAAGCAAACAAUA
Messenger RNA from Ambispora gerdemannii, 337 nucleotides. Lineage: Eukaryota; Fungi; Glomeromycota; Glomeromycetes; Archaeosporales; Ambisporaceae. The record is from the annotation of a GenBank genome assembly.